This is a messenger RNA of Helobdella robusta, 2613 nucleotides long. RefSeq lists its product as hypothetical. Gene Ontology annotation, biological process: proteolysis. The record is from RefSeq and is a predicted model, not a curated record. Lineage: Eukaryota; Metazoa; Annelida; Clitellata; Rhynchobdellida; Glossiphoniidae. The transcript is spliced from 17 exons. Gene Ontology annotation, molecular function: calcium-dependent cysteine-type endopeptidase activity. Bases 68 to 2185 code for a protein of 705 amino acids.
UUUAAAUAUCCAAUUCCACUAAUGUUGAGUUCCAAAAAAAACCUAAUCACCUAACAACCGAAUCGAAAUGAUGUCAUCGCAGUUGGAGCAGGAAAUUUUAAAAACUGCCACGUUGGCCGUUGAAUGCGAUCGCAGUGGAGAUUAUGAAGCUGCCAUUAAAUAUUACACGGAGACAACGAAAUUGUUACAAGAAAGCCAUUCAGCGAACCUCAUGUCUCAAAUCACAGAAUAUGAAAAUAGAUGUUCUCAACUCAAAAGCAUAAUUUCAAGCCAAAAAAAUGACAUGCAUGUGGAAAUUAACAAGAAAAUAGCCAAAGCCAAAUCAUUGAUGCUAAAAGCCAUUGAAAUGGAAGAGAGUAAGAAAGAUGAUGAGGCAUUUGAGCUGUACAUGCAGUCUGCUGAGUUCUGCCUCUCUUUGCAAGCUCAAGUCAGCAACGACGAUGAUCUGUCUAUGAAAUUGAGACAGCUUGCUCUUCAGUCUACAGAGAGAGCAGAACUUAUAAAAUUUGCAAAAAAUAAUCUUCAACAACAUCAACUGCAAGAGAAAACUUCAACAACGACAACAACCUCAUCAACAAAUUUGAAGCCAUUAGGAUUUUCUUUAAGAGAUUCAAGUCCAAAUAAAAGUACUAGCAGCAGUAGUGGCUAUAGUAACAGUGGUGGUGGUGGUGGUGGUGGUGGCGGCGGUGGUGGGAGCUACACCAAAGAAGAGAGGACGUCAUGUAUUAAUGGCAGGAGUUAUGUACCAUUCAUGGCUGAUGAUUAUAAGGAAAAGUUUAAUUACCCUGUUCCUUUCACAGACAAGGAUGGCUACUUGAAACUUUCCCCUAAGCAGAGAUCCAACUUCGGAAAGUGGAUUAGGGCGAGUGAGUUGUCCCUGGACCCCAAAAUGGUCGUCUCGAUAUCCUGUUUCAACAUUAGGCAGACGAUAGUAUCUGACUGUUCGUUUGUAGCAUCUUUGGCCAUUUCUGCACAGUACGAGAAGAAAUUUAACAAGCGACUCAUCACGGGGAUCAUUUAUCCACAGAGCAGGAAUGGCGAUCCUGUAUUCAAUGAUUCGGGCAAGUAUAUGGUCAAGCUUCAUUUAAAUGGCGUCAUCAGAAAAAUAAUAAUAGAUGACUACCUGCCAUUGGGCAGUGACGGUCGACUGCUGUGCUCGUAUUCUAAUAAUAGCAACGAGAUGUGGGUCUCGCUGAUGGAGAAAGCGUACAUGAAGGUCAUGGGGGGUUACGAUUUUCCCGGAUCCAACUCAAACAUCGACCUCCACGCCCUGACCGGAAUAUUCUGGAUUGAUUAUGAUAGUCUGAAGAAAUUUUUUGACGUCAUCUACGUGAACUGGAACCCCGGCGUCUUCUCACACACGACCUGUCUGCAUGAAACGUGGCACGCGAAAACCGGCCCUCAAAAAGACAGCUACACGAUGGGGGACAACCCGCAAUACAAAUUAGAAGUUCGGGCCGGUGACUCGGGUGGCGGGGUUUGGGUUCUUCUAACUCGGCACAUCACUGAUAAGGAUGAUUUCGCCGAUAAUAAAGAGUUUAUAACUUUAUUAGUGUAUAAGAAUGAAGGAAAGAAAGUUUAUUAUCCAUCUGAUCCUCCACCUUUCAUUGACGGAGUGAGGAUCAACAGUCCCCACUAUUUGUGCCGCAUGACAGUCUCAAAAGGCCUGCACCAGUUCACACUGGUCGUCUCACAAUACGAGAAGAACAACACCAUCAACUAUACGAUCAGGACAUACGCAACUACUCAGUUCUCUCUGAGGAAAAUAAUCGAACGCUACGAAAAACGCUAUGAAAAAUCGGUGACUGGUGAAUGGAAGGGGAGAAGUGCAGGUGGCUGUCGGAAUCAUCAGACCUUCGUCAAUAAUCCUGUCUUUCAGUUGAACAUUGACAACAAGUUUAUAGAUAACAACAUUCUCAUUGAGUUGAAGGCUCCCAGGAAUUACAACAUAAGAUUUGAGGUAACGUCGGUGACGUCAAACGUUCCCUCCUCCACUAAUCCAAAUGGUACAUUCCAACGAAAAGUAACAGGAGAUUACAGAAGAGGCUACUGUUACAUGGAACUAACCAACUUAACUGGAGGGGUGUACAACAUUCAACCUUCUACUUAUGAACCUGGACAAGAAGGACAUUUCUUUCUUGAUGUAUCAUCUUCGUGUCAAAUUGCUCUUAACCGAGUUUCUUGAGUUUGCGUCUAACUUUAUUUUUCUUACAUUUAACGUUAUUUAUUUGUUUUUUUAAUUUCGUUUUUUACUCAGUGGUGCCUAAUAAAUGUUUGAAAUGAUUGUGGGUUUGUCAAAGUUUUGAAAAAUCGGUUUGGAAUCUAUAUUCUUGGUUUGUGCUACAUUUAAAAUUUAAAUAGUUUGUCCACUGUCUUUGUAAACAAGCGAUAAAUAGGGAGUGAAUUAUUUAGUUUAUUAAUAUUUAAAUUUUAUCGCGGUGAUGAAUUAACCUUUUUUUUCGUAAAAAAAACGCCAUGUUGUACCAUAUAUCCAAAUUGAACAGGUUUUUUAAAUUAAUUUGUCAUCUAAUUAAAAAAUUUUUUUUUAAAGUUUAAUUAACAAACUGUGCAUUCCUUUCACAAAAAAAUUAGAAAUAAAAUCUAAUUCCCUGA